AGGUCUGCAGCCACGCGCUUGAGGGGAUCGGCGCGCGUGCGCAGGAGGCGGCUCGGGCGCGCGGCCGUUAGCGGUCCUCUGGACAAAUGCCUGCCAAGCUACGCUCUGGGUGGACCACAAUCCACGUGGCCCAGUCCGCGUGUGCGCGCUCGCCGCCUUGGACGGCGGAAUCACCGUGCGCUGCGGCCGCCCGGAAAUGAAACAACUUAGCGUUUCGAGGGAACGUCCGCCGGGUUAGAAAGUCACGGACUGAGCAGCUUGCAUUUGCCACGUCCCUCCUCACGUUUUGAAGAUUGUCCCGUCUUAUAACUGCCAGUGUGCACAGAACCCUUACUCAAGGAACGUCGUGGUCCAGCGAUGCAAAAACUUGAAGUUUCAAGCUUCAGAUCUCACCUAGUGUCACUGAUCGUGGCCAAAAAGUUUACCUCUCUGUGCCUUGGUCUCCUCAACUUGAAAACGGAGCUGGAAGAGCCUGUGUUGUCUUUAUAAUAGUGCAGAAGAAUUAUAGAUAGGAGGGAGAGACAGAAGCAAAUGAAGACCAUAAAAGAAAAGAAGAAACACCCACGAUUGAGGAAAUCUGCCAGGACUAAGAAGGUAACCCAGAAGAAGCGAUCUUCAAGGCCUGUUUGCCUGCUAUGCCUUCAGGAACCUGGUGAUCCUGAAAAACUAGGAGAAUUUCUUCAGAAAGACAAUCUUUGUGUACACUAUUUCUGUCUUAUCCUAUCUAGCAAGUUGCCUCAGAGGGGCCAGUCCAACAGAGGUCUCCAUGGAUUUAUGCCCAAAGACAUCAAAAAGGAGGCAGCCCGGGCUUCUAAGAAGAUCUGCUUUGUGUGCAAGAAAAAGGGAGCUGCUAUCUACUGCCAGAAAGAUCAAUGCGUCAGAAACUUCCAUCUGCCUUGUGGCCAAGAAAGGGGUUGCCUUUCACAAUUUUUUGGAGAGUACAAAUCAUUUUGUGAACAACAUCGCCCAACACAGAAUAUCCAACAGGGAAGUUUAGGAGAGGAAAGCUGUGUCUUGUGUUGUGAAGACUUAUCCAAAACAAGUGUUGAGAACAUCCAGAGCCCAUGUUGUAGUCAAGCUGUCUAUCACCGCAAGUGCAUCCAGAAAUAUGCCCACACAUCAGCAAAGCAUUUCUUCAAGUGUCCCCAGUGUAACAACCGAGAAGAGUUUCCACAAGAAAUGCUAAGAAUGGGAAUUCAUAUUCCAGACAGAGAUGCUGCCUGGGAACUUGAACCAGGGGCUUACUCAGAGUUGUAUCAGCGCUAUCAGCAUUGUGAUGCCCCCAUCUGCCUGUACAAACAAGGCAGAGACAGCUUUGAGAAUGAAGGGCGGUGGUGUCUCAUUCUGUGUUCUAUGUGUGGAUCCCAUGGAACCCACAGAGGCUGCUCCUCUCUUAGACCAAACAGAAAGAAAUGGGAGUGUGAAGAGUGUUCGCCUGCCUACACCACAGAUUACAUAUCUGAAGAGUCAAGUGACACCCCCUGCUGCAGCAUUACCUUCCACCCCCGGGAGCAUUUCUACAGGCCCACCAACCUGGCAGAGAAUCCAAGCUCUUCUUGGACUAACUGGUCUGGAUCUUCCCAAUUAGAAAAUCCUGAGUCCUCUGACUGUAGGAGGAGCCACUCCCAGCAGUUCAAGAGAGUCUGAAUCACUAAGGGCUGCAAAAAAAAAAACCAAUUUCCUGUGGCCCUGGACAAAGCCCUGGAUGCUGAUCCUGACUACUGA
This is a messenger RNA of Nannospalax galili (Upper Galilee mountains blind mole rat), 1725 nucleotides long. It is a transcript of the gene Phf7, whose product is annotated as PHD finger protein 7. Gene Ontology annotation, cellular component: nucleus. The transcript has 14 exons. Lineage: Eukaryota; Metazoa; Chordata; Mammalia; Rodentia; Spalacidae. The record is from RefSeq and is a predicted model, not a curated record.